UGGUCGACACUGGACACAUUACGUUCUUCCGUCAUAGUGGUGACUUACCUUCUAUAAUCAGGAAAGAACCGGACCAUCGUCUUAGAAAAAUCAAACGCGAAACUAAUACAAAGCCAUUAGAAACGACAUGUCGGGCCAAUCAAUUUACAUACUCGUACUACUCUUCUCUGUCAUAUUUUUAUCGUGCAGCUUUGCUCAUCCUUUUAUCGGACAACGCGAGGACGUUAGACAAAUUUGCGAUGGUUGUGGAUAUCAAUGCGAUAAGUGUAAAUAUGGUUUCACGAUAUCGCCUCUUUGUGGUAUUCCUGUAUGCAAUAGGGGUCCUGGAGAGGUUUGCGGAGGUCCUAGCGAAUCAUGGGGAAUUUGCGGUGACGGUUUGAUAUGUAGUUGCAAUAAGUGCAUUGGUUGCAGCGUAGAAGAACUCGAUUGUUAUUCCCAUACUUGUCCACCCCAUCGUAGUUUGGAAUCACGUAAUUCCGAUGCAUAUUUUCGCUUUCCACCCGCGGCUAAAUAAAUCAAUAAUUAAGGGACAACAAAUCAUCGAUUUGGAUAUUUUAAAGAACGAGAGAGUGCGUAGGAUUAAGAAACGAAAAGCUUGAGAUUAGAAAAAACAAAACAAAACAAAAAAAAAAA
Molecule: messenger RNA, 633 nt
Organism: Polistes canadensis
Lineage: Eukaryota; Metazoa; Arthropoda; Insecta; Hymenoptera; Vespidae
Gene: Qbp-1
Product: neuroparsin-A-like
Exons: 4
Coding region: 128-514 (128 amino acids)
Source: RefSeq, a predicted model, not a curated record